CGCCGCCGCCCCCUCCCCCCCCGGCUGGCGGUGCGGGCAGAGGCAGGAGCCGCCGAGCAGCGGGAGGAGGGGGAGAGCGCUGCCGCCACCGCCGCACCGGCACAGGGGACGCCGCCGCCGCCCGAGCAGCCGCAGGUUUGCCCACGGAGCCUCACGGGUCUCUCUCUUUCUCUCUGUUGGUUGCUGCUGCAGAGCUGUGGAAUGCUGUGAAGACUCACUGCCCUGCAGCCAUAGGCAGACUCCUCUCCGGAUUAUCUCCAUCCGAAGGAAGCUCGUAUCCAAGAGAGUUCCCGGUCUUCCACCAUGAACCCUGUUUACAGCCCCGUCCAACCUGGGGCUCCCUACGGAAACCCGAAGAACAUGGCGUAUACAGGUUAUCCGACGGGCUACCCCACCGCUGCCCCAGCCUACAACCCAAACAUGUAUCCAACCAGCAGCCCCGGCUACGCCCCAGCUACACUUCUGAUGAAGCAAGCCUGGCCACAGACCUCCUCCUCCUGUGCCACGGAGGGCACCUUCCACCUCCCGGUGGACACCGGGACCGAGAACAGAACUUAUCAGGCUUCUUCUGCAGCAUUCAGGUACACUGCGGGGACUCCCUACAAGGUCCCACCGACCCAGAGUAACAACGCACCUCCUCCCUACUCGCCGUCUCCGAAUCCGUACCAAACCGCUAUGUACCCCAUCAGAAGUGCCUAUCCACAGCAGAACCUGUACACCCAGGGAGCUUAUUAUACCCAGCCAGUGUACGCGGCACAGCCUCACGUUAUCCAUCACACCACCGUGGUUCAGCCCAACAGCAUCCCAUCGGCCAUCUAUCCGGCCCCGGUCGCUGCGCCCAGGACCAACGGUGUGGCCAUGGGAAUGGUCGCUGGGACCACCAUGGCAAUGUCAGCAGGAACCUUGUUGACCACCCCACAACACACCGCCAUCGGAGCACAUCCAGUUUCCGUGCCAACGUACAGGGCUCAAGGAACCCCCACCUACAGCUACGUACCUCCACACUGGUAAACCCACUGGCCGAUUCAUAUCCGGAGUCAAACAUUGUAUGCAACUACACAAGUCUUACAUCGGUGCUGUGGCCGCUGUACUGCAGCACCGCGUCUGUUUGCAAGAACAAAAGGAAAAAAAAAAAAGUGCAAGGGUCACUUUAUGCAUUCUUUAGUGGUUUUUGUAAAAGCUGCUUUUUCUAAUCUUCUGCCUCUUUUUUUUUUUUUUUUUCCUCUCCCCCUUCCUCCUCCCCAACCCACAUAAAUUGUGUAACACACAUACUGACACUGAGCAAUAGUAAAGUUCUCUCUUUGGUCCUAUCAUUUGAAAGCUCAGAAUAUUCACUUUUCCAGCAUUGCCCAGCUGAGUGGUGCAAAGAUCCCCCACUUCUUGUUCGUUUGGGUUCUUUUCGUUAUUUUUCUGUUGUCGUUGUUGUUGACGAAAGCCUAGAUUUUCUUUGGCUAGUAAGAGUGGUUGAUGUUCAGGGUACUAUGUGAAAAGCACAGCGCUGGUAGGCAGGCUUAUUCCGAUUUGGUUUGGGUAUUUUUAGUUGAAUAAUAUAAAUUAUUUAAUCUUCCAUAACAUAUUACAAGAAAAUUGGUGUCUUCCAGAUAGCUGUCGUGAUAGAUUAUAAAUGCAUUAUCUGCAGUGAAAUUCUGAACUCAUCCCUUCUUUUGUAGGAGUAAGAGAAUAUAAAUAUAAUUAGCGACGUAACACACUUGUCUUAGGAAGUAGGAGGACUGGUCACCAUCGGGUCUUUGGUCUGCUUUUUCCACCUGGGCAAACGGAUCUUGCGUGAUGGGAAGAGAGCAGCGGAGAGACGCGUGCCCCGAUAGCGCCUUGCACCUCUUGGGAAAAUGAGAUGCUCCCCAUCGGCCGCAUCCCGGGGCUGUGCGAGGGAGAAGCUCCUCCCUUGCAUGGCUACUCUUUGCAGGCAGAGGUGUGCGGGGCGGCUGGUGAAGGAAGCAAGGAGGUGUCCAAGGGUUGGUCUGAAGAGCUUCUCCAGAUCCAGGGGUUGGUCUGAAGAUCUUCUCAAUGUCCGGGGGUUGGUCUGAAGAGCUUCUCCAAAGUCUGGUGGUGUGGGGAAAGAGGGCAACUGGUUGGUGGGGAAGAGACUUCAAGGCAGGACGAGGGGAAGGAUGGGUGGCUUCACCUUGCACCCAUGUUGUUGGCAGGGCUGAGACCAAACCGUGACACCUCCGUGACUAUCAAGGUGCCCACCCCCCCCCCUUCUUUUGGUUACAGCUGGGCUCAGAGAUCUCCAGGAGAAAUGUUCAUCCAAGCACAAAUCCUGGCACCGUAGAGAAAGGCUGGAGAGGGGGAAGAUGUCUGGCGGCUCUGCUUGGCGAGUGGGGAGAAGUGGGGGGAAGAGGAAGCAAUAGCAAUAAACAUGUCGUCUUCCUCACGGGAAGGCACCUGAGAAAAGGAGAGAGCAAGGAAGGUGAUCCACAGUUGACGUGGACUGAGCUGGGAGACAGCGGGCACGCAGAGGCUGUGGGCUUCGGGGUAAUUUCUGGGGGUUUUGGUUUACCCAAGGGCGCAAGGACGUGAAGCCAACUGCGGCUGGUGACGUCCCACCUCGGGGUGUCCAAGUAGAGCAAUAAGUUGUCUCAAGGGCAGCAGAGAGUUCGUAUUUGCAGACAAUGGUUGCGGCCAGUUUAAUUUUGAAUUCUUAUCACUGAACCCAGCAUAGAAACAAGGGUUUUCUUCUUUUUUUUUUUCCCUAAGACAAAAACAUCGUUGGGUUUUGAUUUUUCCCUCAAGCGUGCCAAAAUAGUGACCCAGCAGUGUGUUUGCAACUCUUGCACUCCAAGGUUGCCACAACAGACCCAAUCCAGAGCCUUUAAAGAGGUCAGGGUAGGAGAUGUGGGUGGGGAGCCCUCCCGGCACUGCCUGGCAUGGGUUUCUGACCCUUGCGUGGUGUUGAGUCAGUGCCAGAUGGCUCUGUUGGUUGCUCUGCUUUGGUCAUGCCUGGAUCAUAUCUUCAGAUGGAGGUGAGGGCAGUGGAGACCAACACCGGAGGGUCACCUUGACCAGGACAUGCUGGUGUAGAGGUCAGACUGGAUGGUCUUUCAGAAGACCAAGGGGACUGGUUGUUGGCACUGGGGCAAGACCUCGUUGCUCUUGGUGUUGUCUCCCAGCUUGGCUUCUGCUGCCGUUGGGAGGAGCUACUGGAACUCCUUCCCAUAAGCGUGGUCCAAAAGGGGAGAAGCAAGCUUAGGGACCCAAGAGACUUCUCCUACUGCUGGUUGGUCCCAGGUGGUUUGUCAGGCUGGCUGUUGGCACCAGCGCUUCUGUAUGGGGGUCAUUUGGUUGGUUCUGCUGGUUUUAAAGGCAGUCUAGCAAAGCUCUUGUUGACCUUCCCAACCGCAAGGGGUACAAAGUGGGUGAAGACUGGACACCAGUGCCGAGGCGUGAGGAAGGAUUUCUCCCCUGUAGUACUUUGGGCUGCACUUUGGAUUUGUAUAAAAGGAAAAAGAUGGAAAAAAAAAGGAGUAAAUAAUCAGAGGGUUGCCCUGUUGAGCUCGGUGAAGCCAAGGGUUAGUGUGUAAAGAGCAAUGGGACGUUUGGACAUUGCAGUACUACAUCAUCCUUCCGCUGUUUGUAGCAGGCCGCAGUUGAACCUGGGCCAACCCCCCCUGCUCACACCCCCCCCCCAGUAGAUCACAGGAACUGAAGAGCUCUCAAAUACCCUUUUCUGCUCUCACUGUUGGCUUCAUCUAUGUAUUAGGCGCUGUCUAUCAGCGUUGGAACUCAUAGGGCGGAGUAAGCUCUAUCUAUACUCUGUAGAGUGGUACCGGCACUAUGACUUGCAGGGUCCAACAAGCUUUCUUAUCACAGCUCGGGAGGACCUUUCCCAGCAGACACCAUCCUACCACUGGCCUAGACACUCGUCACCCAUAACUGCUUUAGGAACAAAUGCUAAAAUUUUGGCCCAUGGCUGGGAAGAUGUUAGGGUUUCUCCUGAAAGGAAAGAGAACACUAAAGGUGGGGUGGAAAGCACCAGGAGCUCAGCGUGGAGGGUUACCCAGUCUUACUGCUAAUGAGAUCUGACAGGGCUGUUUAGUUUUAGUUCCUUUCCUUGGGUCAAUAGCAGAUCUGAUGCUCCUCAUGCCGUUAUGCUGAGGCAGAAAUACUCAUUAACUCAACCAGGGCGUGAAGAGGUGAAAUAUUUGCCCUCGGUUGGGCAAGAGGCUUUGGUGAGCACAUUUGGCAACUAGUGUUGGGUUUAGGCUUGGACCACUGGAUGGCUCCAGGGCCACCACAGCGCUCUGGGGCCACCACAUGGCUCCAGGCUUGAGUAGCUCCUUCCCAAGGUAGCUUCAUGGGGCCGUGGUGGGGAUGUGGGGCUUGAUGCCUCCUGGCUCAUGCCAGCGGUGACCUGCAGCCCUGUCCCCUUCCCCGUGGAGGGAUGUGGUUUUUCAGAUAGAUGGAAGGAUGAGAGGAAAGCCCGUGAUCCCAAGGCCUUUCCUUAGCCAAGUCAUGGCUUAAGUGAAGGUCCUGGCGAGGUGGCAGCCCAGUGGGGGACUCCCUUGCGGGGGGGAUGCUGAUGGGAGCCACCAGCUUUCAAAUUUUUCACUCCAGCAAAGCUUUGCUGGAAAAGCAUUUAUCAGCAGAGAAGGCUCACACCGGCUGUUAGUGGAGAAGAGCAGAAGGGGUUAAACCAUCCUUAGCGGGCAGCAAAGUGUCUGGGAGAUUAAAAUUCCAGCUGAAGAGGAAGGAAAAUAACUCUCGACCCGCUGUUAUGACCAUUAACCCAUCCCUGCCGUUAUCUUUGCUUUAAAACACGAGCUGUAAUGCAAGAUUUUGGGGGGGGGGGGGAAGGUGUGUUAAUAGUGGUGGUGGCCCCCAACCCGAGCGAGCCCCUUGGAGCCUGUACCCAUCACGCCUCCAAGUGGCUGAACCCUCCGGGCGAGGAUUUGCUCCUCUAUUUUAUGAAUAAUAAUCCCCCAGUCCAGCUUUUUUGCAGUUUCAAGAUGUAAUUACCAUGAAGUGUUAUUUAAAGGGUUUGGUUUGGGUUUUUGUGGUGGUUUUUUUUUUAAAUGAUGGAUGUUUCAGGGUAUCAGGUUUUCCCCCAGCUGCCAGCACCCCGCUGAACACGGUCCUUCCCGGAGAGACUCCCCCUCCGCAUCCUGGCGGCUGCAUCCCUGCGGAGGCUUUGGGAUGAUGCGGUCCCCAGCCGGAGGGUGUGAAAUUGGGUCUUGCUUUUUUAGAGGAAGGAAAAAAAAAAAAAAGCCUAUAUUUGGGAGUUUAUUUUCAAUAGGAAAAACCCAACCAGCCGACAGUAGCAAUAAUUGCCGCUGCAUACUCAUAAAUCCAGGUUUUGCAGGUUUUUUUGUUUUUAAUUGUCAGUAUUUUCAGGCCCUCUGAGCAUCCCUCGUCCCCAAAACAUGGUGACCCUCUGCCCAUCUUCCCUUUGCUUUGCUGCAGCUGCCGGGCUGUUGGCAGCAUCAGGCUCGGGAUAUUUUUCUCUGCUGUAUACUGGCUUUCUCGUAGGAAAAUAAAGCCUGUUAAGGCGCUUGGGAGGGAGAAGAGCUUGAAAAAGGUGGGUUUCCCCCCAGUGUGUGGCACUCGCAGAUUUACUGGUAAUGGGGUAAAAUAACCUAUUACAGGGAGGUUUGCAAAGCAGGAAUAGCAACUGUGUGGUUUAAUGGCAGCAAUUCCCCGUUCAAGACGCUCAGUCGUGCUGUUUGUAGGGAAAAAAACCCUGCUGCAACGCGGCCACCUGCAGCAUCGCUGCAUCCUCCUGCGAGGCCUGGAGCUGGGGGAGCUGGGUUCUUCCCGGGGCGAAGGGGGUUCAGGAUCAGGGCGCUGGAUGGGGAGCGAGUCGCAGGGUCGGCGGCCACUGGGAAGCAGAGCAAGGAAGGGAGAAACAAGGUAGCGGGGUGCAGGAUUGCACCCCACCCCUCCUGUUCCCGUAGUGUCGAGCAAACCCGUGCCACGCUCCUACCCCCUCUUUCUAUGUAAUUAAUUUUUUAAUUCAUUUCGACUGCCAGGCCAGCUCCUUUUUUAAAUACUAUUGGACCUCUUAAGCAAAAAUAAAUACAAAGAAAAAAAAAAAAAAAAGAAAAAAAAUUAAAACCAAGAGUAACCAUGUCUUCCAAGUCUAAGUCUCAAAGGUGUGUAGGGAACAUGGCCUUGAACUGAUGCCCUGGAAAGCCCCACAGCCUCCGUUUGUCCAUCUGAAGUGUACAUUUGGGGGUGGGUUUUGUUUCUUUUUCUGUUUGUUUUCUGUUCUGGUUUUGGUUCUGAAGAUCAGGUUGUGAUCUCCCUGACAGAUUUCAGCCAAGAGUUUGUAACUGUACGAUAUUUACUGUAAGAUGUAGAACAUUCGAUAACUAUUAAAAUGUUUCCAAAAAAAAAAAAAAUAAAUAAAAGAGCCCGAGAGGG
Phalacrocorax carbo (great cormorant) is the source of this 6381-nucleotide messenger RNA. NCBI's taxonomy places the organism in Eukaryota, Metazoa, Chordata, Aves, Suliformes, Phalacrocoracidae. The record is from RefSeq and is a predicted model, not a curated record.